UUUUCCUUACCACAUUCACCAUUGCCUCAAUCACGGGACUCCUCAAUCCUCAUAGCUGAUAAUAGCCAACCAUAUUAUAUAAAGGGGAGAAAAAUCUUUGAGCUCAAUUGAGGAAGAAGACGAGAAGAACAACAAUCUGAUGGGUUCUUCUCAAUCGAUUCCUCAACGGUCCAUCCAUGAAUUCUCAGUUAAGGAUAGCAGAGGUAAGGACGCUGAUCUUAGCGUUUACAGAGGGAAAGUUCUCCUUGUUGUUAAUGUUGCUUCAAAAUGUGGGUUUACGGAGGUCAAUUACACGCAGUUGACAGAGCUCUAUAGUAAAUACAAGGACAAAGGUUUGGAGAUUUUGGCAUUUCCAUGCAAUCAAUUCUUGUAUCAAGAGCCUGGGACAAGCCUUGAGGCAGAGACUUUUGCUUGUACAAGAUACAAGGCUGAGUAUCCAGUUUUCCAAAAGGUUCGCGUUAAUGGUCCAGAUGCAGCACCAGUCUACAAAUUCCUGAAGGCUAGUAAAAGUGGAGGUGCAUUUGGGUCAAGGAUCAAAUGGAACUUCACCAAGUUUCUAGUUGAUAAAGAGGGCCGUGUUAUCAAACGGUAUGCGACUACGACUGCUCCGUUGUCCAUCGAGAAAGACAUCCAGAAAGCAUUGGGAUUAUGAGACUUCACGUACAAGUUGGGUCCACAACGAGUUAGAUACCAGGGGGAAAUGGGAAAUGAGAAAUGUAGAAAGAAGUUGAUGUAUUUACUUGUCCAAAAAUGUUUGGAGUUGUCUUGUGGUAAUCGGUUUGUUAUCAUAAUCACUGGUACUCUUCUCAGACCUCUGCCUCAAAACAUACCUUAGUUUCUUAAGGAUGUUUGAAGCGAUAUCCUCAGCUGUUAAAUGCCAUAGGUCGUACUACAUGUUUUGCAAUUCUUAAUUUGCAACCCUUGUGUGUUGUAAUUUUGUUUAUAUGUGCACAGCUUCCGUUUAUAAGAAUGUAAUGGUUGUAGCAACAAAGAACAAGUUUUUUUUUUGGUGUGA
Molecule: messenger RNA, 1015 nt
Organism: Macadamia integrifolia
Lineage: Eukaryota; Viridiplantae; Streptophyta; Magnoliopsida; Proteales; Proteaceae
Product: probable glutathione peroxidase 4
Exons: 6
Coding region: 140-652 (170 amino acids)
Biological process (GO): response to oxidative stress
Molecular function (GO): glutathione peroxidase activity
Source: RefSeq, a predicted model, not a curated record